UGAAAGUACACAAGUGUAUCAAAACCUUAAUUUAGUUCUGACCACCAAUAAACUCAAAUCGAAAUAUAUAUUAUGCAGGGCACUAGGUACAAGCCUAUCUUGUCUGAAAUCCUUUUCGGAGGCUAUUUCUGCAGGGGAAAGGAUUAUGGAAAUUGUGAAAAGAGUACCAAAAAUUGACAUUGACUCAAAAGGUAAAAUAUUAGAAAAUGUGCAUGGAGAUGUGGAGUUCAAAGGGGUUGAUUUUGCAUACCCGUCCCGCCCGGAGAAUGUGAUACUGAAUAAAUUUAGCUUAAAUGUGCCAGCUGGGAUGACGGUAGCCCUUGUCGGCGGUAGUGGCUCUGGGAAAUCUACAGUGAUUGCAUUGUUGGAAAGGUUUUAUGAUCCAUUGCAUGGUGAGGUUCUAUUGGAUGGGGUGAGCAUUAAGAAGUUGAAACUCAAGUGGUUGAGGUCUCAAAUGGGUUUAGUGAGUCAAGAACCAGCUCUGUUUGCAACUUCAAUAAAAGAAAACAUAUUGUUUGGCAAAGAGGAUGCAUCAAUGGAUGAAGUUGUGGCUGCUGCCAAGGCUUCCAAUGCUCAUAACUUCAUUUCUCAAUUGCCUCAGGGCUAUGAUACACAUGUCGGAGAAAGAGGAGUUCAAAUAUCCGGAGGCCAAAAACAACGAAUAGCAAUUGCAAGAGCAUUAAUCAAGUCCCCUAAGAUCCUCCUCCUCGAUGAAGCUACAAGUGCACUAGACUCUAAAUCAGAAAGGAUUGUUCAAGAAGCACUAGACAAGGCCUCACUUGGUCGAACAACCAUAAUCAUUACUCAUCGUCUCUCCACCAUCCACAAUGCAAAUAUCAUAGUCGUUGUCGAAGCAGGGAAAGUAAUCGAGGCCGGCAAUCAUGACAAGCUAAUUGAAAACAAAAAUGGUUUGUAUUCAAAAUUCAUUCACCUUCAACAAUCAUCAAAAACAUCUAAAGUGGUGGAAGUCAAUACCUCGACAUCAAUGCACGCAUGCAUUAUAAGCAACAAACAUGAUAGUAACAAUUGGAGCAUGAGCCGGUUAAACUUUGAGGGUUUGAUGAGUAGUAAUGAGCAACAAGAAGACCAAUCAGAGAAGUCACAGAUGAAGCCCCCGGCAACGUCAUUCUAUCGGUUAUUAAUGAUGAACAUGCCGGAAUGGAAGAAAGCAAUAAUAGGCAUCCUAAGUGCUGCUUCCUUUGGUGCGGUUCAACCUAUUUAUGCUUAUGUUCUAGGGGCUGUGAUAUCAGUAUACUUUCUCAAAGAUCACAAGGAGAUGAGCGACAAAAUAAGGAUGUACUCAUUGAUGUUCCUCUCGUUGUCCUUUGUUACCUUGUUUCUCAAUGUUGUGCAACACUAUAAUUUUGGUGCGAUGGGUCGUCAGUACCUAACAAAGAGAGUGAGGGAGACCAUGUUGUCCAAAAUGCUCACAUUUGAAGUUGGAUGGUUUGAUCUGGAUGAGAAUUCCACCGGUUCUAUUUGCUCUCGCCUAGCUAAAGAUGCCAAUGUGGUGAGAUCACUGGUUGGAGAUAGAAUGUCACUCUUGAUCCAAACUUUCUCUACCGUUACCAUUGCAUGCACAAUGGGGCUGGUCAUUGCAUGGAGAUUGGCAUUGGUUUUGAUAGCUAUGCAACCUCUCAUCAUCAUAUGUUUCUAUGCACGUAAAAUGUUGCUCAAGAACAUGUCCGGCAAGGCCAUCAAGGCUCAGUCUGAGAGUAGCAAGAUCGCCUCCGAGGCCGUCUCUAACCUUCGCACCGUAACUGCCUUCUCUUUGCAAGACCACAUUCUCCAUUUCUUCAAACUUGCUCAAGAAGGACCUAAGGGGGAGAGUGUGAGACAGUCAUGGUAUGCUGGUUUUGGUCUCGGUGUUUCUCAAUGUCUUAUGAUUUGUACUUGGUCACUCAGCUUUUGGUUUGGUGGAAAACUUGUGUCUAAUGGAUACGUCACUGUCAAAGAAUUUAUGCAAACUUUCUUGAUUCUUGUCAGCACUGGUCGUAUUAUUGCUGAAGCCGGUACCAUGACAAGUGAUAUUGCUAAAGGUGGUGAUGCUGUUGGCUCAGUAUUUGAAGUGUUGGACCGGAACUCACAUAUUGAACCAGAGAACCUAGAGGGCUACCGGCCAAAGAAACUCAUUGGAAAUGUUGACAUUUGUAGUAUUGAUUUUGCUUAUCCGGGCCGUCCUGAUGUCAUCAUUUUAAAAAAUUGCUCAUUAAGCAUUACAGUGGGAAAGGCAACUGCCUUAGUCGGGCCAAGUGGGUCAGGGAAAUCUACUAUAAUCGGACUUAUUGAGAGGUUCUACAAUCCUUUGAGAGGGACAAUAAAUAUAGAUGGAAAAGACAUAAAGACAUACCAUCUUCGGGUGUUGAGACAACACAUUGCUCUUGUUGGACAAGAGCCAACAUUGUUGGCCGGGACUAUCAAGGAGAAUAUCAAGUAUGGAACAGAGGAGGCUACAGAAGCAGAGAUUGAGGCAGCUGCAAGGAUUGCAAAUGCACAUGACUUCAUAAGUUGUCUUAAGGAUGGAUAUGCAACAUCUUGUGGUGAUAGAGGUGUGCAAUUGUCUGGUGGGCAGAAACAACGGAUUGCAAUUGCAAGAGCAAUACUAAAGAAUCCAUCUAUAUUGCUGCUCGAUGAGGCUACAAGCGCAUUAGAUAGUCAGUCCGAAAAAGUGGUGCAAGAGGCACUGGAGAGAGUGACAGUAGGAAGGACAAGUGUGGUGGUAGCUCAUAGACUAAGCACAAUACAAAAUUGUGAUCUCAUCGUUGUGCUUGAGAAAGGGAUGGUUGUAGAGAAGGGUAACCAUGCUUCUCUUCUUGCCAAGGGUCCCUCAGGCUCUUACUUUUCGAUUGUUAGCCUCCAACAAGGUUAUAUGGACCAGUAA
Molecule: messenger RNA, 2881 nt
Organism: Dioscorea cayenensis subsp. rotundata (Guinea yam)
Lineage: Eukaryota; Viridiplantae; Streptophyta; Magnoliopsida; Dioscoreales; Dioscoreaceae
Product: putative multidrug resistance protein
Exons: 3
Coding region: 146-2881 (911 amino acids)
Biological process (GO): transmembrane transport
Cellular component (GO): membrane
Molecular function (GO): ATP binding; ATP hydrolysis activity; ABC-type transporter activity
Source: RefSeq, a predicted model, not a curated record